Hibiscus syriacus is the source of this 2061-nucleotide messenger RNA. RefSeq lists its product as uncharacterized. Gene Ontology annotation, biological process: spliceosomal snRNP assembly. Bases 50 to 1978 code for a protein of 642 amino acids. The transcript is spliced from 5 exons. The record is from RefSeq and is a predicted model, not a curated record. NCBI's taxonomy places the organism in Eukaryota, Viridiplantae, Streptophyta, Magnoliopsida, Malvales, Malvaceae. Gene Ontology annotation, cellular component: nucleus; SMN complex.
CGUUUCUCUCUUCUUCUCAAACAGUUUAUUCAUUCUCUCUUUCUCAAGAAUGGCUGAUUAUGCCGUGGAUUCCGAUUCACAAGUUGGUUCCAAGCGCAGAACCUCUGCUGACACUGACCAAAAAGAAGAAACUCUUCUUCAACUUCCCUCCUCUCUCUCUGAGACCACCGCCGACCGCCGGGAUUCAACCCCACCUGACCGCCAAGAAGAAACAGCUAUGGAUCAUAGCAGUCCAAAGAAAGCCAAGUGCUUCCCCCUUCUUUCUGAGGGCAACCAAGAAAUGGGUCUCCAUUCUUUCACUCAAAAGAAAGUCUCUCUUUCUGGGCUUUUCGAGAAAGAAAAGGUAUAUGAUGUGGAAACCAAAGAGGGUUCCUUUGGAGUUCAAGAAGUUGGUAGCCAAGUCAAUUCCAUUGAAGCUGAUAACAAAGGAAAAGAUUUGGAAUCUGAAACUGUCUUGGAAGCUGAAAAGAAACGACUUUUGGAUGAGCUUGAAGUUGAAAACAUCUUUGGAGGUACCAAAGGACUUGACUUGCCUGUUAAAGGGUCUUUAAUGAUUGAAGUUAUCGAUGAUACGGCUUUGAUUGGAUCAUUUCCUCUCUCCAGAACUGGAAAUGGUGAGAAAAAGAAGGGGGAACAUGAAAUUGAUUGUACCAAAACUAAAAGAUCAAGAAGAAAGAGAAAGAAUGUAAAAAAGGUUUUGGGGGAAUCUGGAACUGUGAGACACGUUGAGUCAACUGAAAUAUUUGAAGUUCAAAAUGGGAAGACAGAAAGCGGAAAUCAGAAUAAGAUAAUGUACUCAAGAAAAGAGUUAGAGUCUUUGAGGUUUGCUAAUGGUGUGGAACAGAGGAAUUUUUGGAGGGAUGUAUAUAAAAGUCUUGGUAAAGAUGUGAUCAGAGAGUAUGAGGACUUGGGAAGGUGGAAACAUCAGAAGAAAAUCAGCUCAGGUUCGAGCUCGGAUACACGUCAUGACUUUGCAAAGAAGACAGGGUCUCCUGCAAUUAUAAGGGAAAAUUAUUCUGAAAAUGUGGGUAAUGAACUAGAGUACAUGGAGGACAAUGAGAUGGAAAAUAUUUUUCCUUUCGGUUUUACUUCUCAUGAUGUUGAAGUUGAAGAUGCCGUUUUUGGUGUAGAAGAAGAAUGUAUUGAAGAUGAUGACAGCGACGAAGAUUACACCACCAUUCUUAGGCCCGCUUUCAUGGUGGAAGGGGAACCUGACUUCGAUUCUGGUCCUCCCGAGGACGGACUAGAAUAUCUCAGGCGUGUCAGGUGGGAAGCUGCUCAAAUUCCCAAAAUAAAGAUUGCGAAGCCUCACAAGUUUACAUCAAACAAGGAACAAAGUGUUUAUAUGCCUCAGAUUCCAGAAAUUGCCGACUGUCCCGAACAUUUGCUGCCACUGAAACAGUGGGAGGAAGCAUUUCUUGCAGAUUUUUUGGAGCUACGUAUGACUCUGUCACAUAUGGAGGAUCCCAGUGCCGAGGUUUCUUGUAAACUACCAAGGUUAACUGUUCAAGCAGACGACCUGUGUCGGCUCCCGGAGGGGGGUGCUGUUGAGAAUUUUAACCAUGCAACUGGUGAAGUCCACUCUGACCAGGUUUUUUUGUCAAAAUCUGCAGAUGAGAUUUCACUGGCUCAGAACAAUCCAUGUCCUAAAACCUGUAUCAGUGAUACUUGUGGUGACUUCCCAACUUUGUCUGCAAUCCGAAAGAUGGACUCAGUAGCUCGAGUUUCGAUGCUUAGGAAACAGAUAAGCUCGGUUGAGAACAUGAGCUCAUUGUCGAGGAGCAACUGUGUGUGGCUAUUUGCUUUAUGUGCAGCAAUUGACACGCCUCUGGACGCCGACACUUGCGCCUCCCUUCGUAGUCUGCUUCGGAAAUGUGCUAAUUUGAGAGCUGGGAAGUCUGAGGUUGAUGAUGAAGUUAUCAUGCUCAACAUUUUGGCGACAGUUUCAGGAAGAUAUUUUGGUCAGUCAGAAACCUGAAGUUUUGCUUCAUGUGUAUUUAUGCUGAUUUUGUAUGAACUUGUGUAGAAAGAGUUUAUGAAAACUUUUAUGGUAACUUGCAA